Penicillium taxi is the source of this 1281-nucleotide messenger RNA. RefSeq lists its product as uncharacterized. NCBI's taxonomy places the organism in Eukaryota, Fungi, Ascomycota, Eurotiomycetes, Eurotiales, Aspergillaceae. The record is from RefSeq and is a predicted model, not a curated record. The transcript is spliced from 2 exons. Gene Ontology annotation, biological process: spliceosomal complex disassembly. Bases 1 to 1281 code for a protein of 426 amino acids. Gene Ontology annotation, cellular component: U2-type post-mRNA release spliceosomal complex.
AUGAGUUCCACUUGGAGAAAUCGUAGAAAGCCUAAAGUAAUUGGAAAUGACCACGAUGAACUAGACACAGGCAGGUCCUCAAAUAAACGCCCGAAAAUUUCCAAGUCCAAACCGAGACUCAAUCUAAUCUCCCAAUUUGACGAAGAGACCUCAAAGGCAACUGGUGGCAAUGAAAGUGAAGUGGUGAUCACGAAAAAACACGGCCUUGGUCGCAAAAUUCUGGAUCAAAAUGCCUCGGUCAGAGUCGACCAGGAGCAGGAUCGACCGAGCUAUACGAACGAAUAUCUCAAAGAGCUUGAAGAAUCGACACUCUCAACUCCAAAACGUGCUCCGGAUAUUUCAACUCGUACCGACGAAAAUGACGAUAUGGCCAUAGACGUGGCAUCUACAUUUGGGCAACCCGUCCAGCUAUCAGCCCCGUCAGUCAUUCCAUCCGAGGCGGAAAUCCGUGAAAAGAAAGCCCGAAGGGCCAGACUCGCUUUAGAACAAAAUUCCAAGCAAGAGGACUAUAUUUCACUGAAUGAUGCUGGCGAAGAAUACAAUGAGAAUGAAAAGUGGGAUCUCGCUGUACGAAGCGAGCCCCUCCCAAAUAGCCGACUCGUCCACGAUGACGAAGAUUUCGCCGAAGGAUUUGAUGAAUUUGUUCAGGAUGGGGCUAUCGCACUUGGCAAGAAAGCCGAGCGCGAGCAGUCCAAAAAGGAACGCCAAGCAAUGCGAGAACUCAUUGAGGAGCAAGAUAGUGAUGGAGUUGACUCCGACUUCGAAGAGAAGGCGGCUUACGACGCUGCCCAGGCUCGGGCUGGUCGGUACAACGAGGCGCCUGGCGUCAUCAUGAAGGUUGAAGAAGGGCUGCCACCGCUUGUGGACAUCCCCCCUUUCUCAGAAUGGCUUAAAUCGACGCGUGCAAAAGAGGCACAGGAAAAGAAAGAACAAACUGACCUACGCCGCAAAAGGAUGGACCUUGGUAAAACAGAUACAGAGAAUGUCAAUGCAAUUUCAGAAAUUGUGGAUCGCAUGACCGACACCCAGAUUGACUUCACGCGACUCUUCCAAUUUCAGGAUGGCUUAUCGUGUCAAUCUGUGCUCAAAGAUCAUAUGGCGCGUCACCCGGAGCGUUUUCCGGAAGAACUUCGCACGGCCCUUCGGAAAGCAUCGAAAGGAUACAUGGAUGUUUCGAGGGAGAAUUCGGAGUGUGGUGAUGGCGAUGAGGUUUACCAGAAACAAUUAAUGGAGCAUCAAAUUUCAGAGUUUGGUGGGGGUGAGGCUGAGAAGAGUGACUAG